Messenger RNA from Phoenix dactylifera (date palm), 4100 nucleotides. The record is from RefSeq and is a predicted model, not a curated record. NCBI's taxonomy places the organism in Eukaryota, Viridiplantae, Streptophyta, Magnoliopsida, Arecales, Arecaceae.
UCCCCUCCAAAACUCCCACCUCAAUCUCUCUCUUUGCUUCUUUCCCCUACUUGACGCCCAUCUCUCUCUCCCUCUUUCUCUCUCUCUCGCAAAGAAUCAAACACCUCCUCCAUUCUCUUGGAUUCCCAUUCCCAUCCAUAACCCCAUCCACAUGGCUUCCGUUACCAGUAAAGAAGAAGAAGAAGAAACCCAAAUCUUGGACCUGAAUUCCCCUUCACCAGUGUUGGAAGCUCCAGGUUGCGUCCUUGAAAAUGUUCAUCGGGUAAUCGAUACCCGGUCCAGGAAUCAAGCCUUUGGUUCUGAUGGCCAUGAUCGAGAUGAGGGAAUGCAGAGAACUGAGGCGGCGAGUGUUGUCGAUGCUUGUCGAGGGGAAAGAAAGGAGGGAAAGUGUUGCUCUAUUUGGUGCUCGAGUGAUCAGGGGAACAAGGUUUACGUCACGGACUCGGAAGCCUCAUCUGAUGAAGAGGAUGGCGCAGGAUCUAUAAGAAGAAAAGGCCUUACUUAUGUUCAUGUAGAAUCAAUACAGUCUACCGGUCUUGUUCCUAAACAUAGUAUGAUGCCAGAGGAAUGUGACACUAAUCCAAAAUUUUCUCUGUGCAAUGGUGAUUCCAACAAGCAUCAAAAAAAUGCAAUUGCAAAGCCUGUUGCUGAGGUGAUCAGGAUGGAUAUGAAUCCAAAUACUAUAAGAGAUACGUCUCCUGCUGCCACCAAAGUAGGUAAAUUUGUCCUGGAUCACAAGGAUGACUUGCAUAAUCAUUUACAGGGUUACUGUAGUUCUGAACCCAUUGACAAACUAAAUCAUCCAAGAGUGAAUGAAGAAAUGAAUGCAUUGGCACUGGCUGGAAAGGAGCAAAGCAUGAAUACAACCCAAAGCAUUUUCGGAGAACUGAACCUUUCUCAUUCACUCAUCAACAAUCGUGCUGCUGCAGGAUUGGCCUAUAUUGGGUCUCAAGAACCAGGUGAGUUGUCCCAAGCCAAUGCUAUGGAUGUUGUGGAUAAGUUACUUUCAGCCUAUAAUGUCGGAUCAUCUCAACAUAUUGACACUGGGAGAACCCAAGGGGCAAGCUCAUUUCACAUCUUAGUUGCAAGUGGAGCCCAAUGCUUGGCUAAAAGGGCUGAUCAUAGUUGGUCAGUUAGAAGGGCUGGAAUUUUUGACUGGGAUGACAGUCUUGAAGAUGAAAGACAAGAUGGUUUCCUUAGUAAUAGAAAUGAUUGCUUCUGUUCAAAUCGAGCGAAUGUGUGUGAAUCCCCUAGUGUAUCCUUAAAGCCUAUAUAUCUCAACUCCAAAAUUAUUGGAGGUGCACAUGAUAUGAGUGGGCAGAGGGAAUGUGGAAACUGCAAAAUGCAUUCAAACAGAACCAGUUUAACGUGUCCAGAUCGAUGCUUAGUACCAGAAAAUCCAGUAAGAAGCAAAAAAUUACAUGAAUCUAUGACAAAAACAAAGAAUCUUUUCAAGGAUGCAGAUGAAUGGUCUAACUCAAAAUCUCUAGUGCUGCAAUCGGAGGCAGUUGAUGUAGUUGAAUGCGUAGAAGAUGUGUAUGAUGUGGGCCCUAAUACUCAAAUGGCUGCUGAAGCUAUGGAGGCCUUAUUUUGUGGUGCUCCCGUUAAUCAUGGUUUGGAAGAUGCAAGUCCUGUAGGUGGAAUUUUGACUACAGAUUCCAGAAGAGGUGUGAUAGUGGAGAAGGCUUCAGCAAUGAAUAUUUCACUCCAAAAGAUCGUUUCCUCUAGUCUUAAGUCAGAAGGCAUUCAAAUGCAAUAUAAAGGAAGAAAGGCACGCAAGACUAUAUCUAACAGGGUAAACUUAAGUUCUAGGAAAUGCUCUAGUAAAUCAACAAUGAAGAGGAAAUUAGAGCGCACAGCAGAAAAAACAGAAGUGGAUAAGGAAAACAGGGAUCUGAAAGAACGCUCACAUGCUGUAGCCUCUGCCAAUCCGAAUGAAUAUUCAGAAUCAUUCAAGCAACAGAAGGCAUCAGAAAUAGUGAAUGGAACCUUCGUCAAAGAGGUUGACAAAUAUUGCAAGUCAUGGACAUCUACAGGAAAGCUUUCAGACAGCAUUAUAGGGAAGCACUCCUUAAGCCAUAUGCCUGUUUUGCAUCAAACUAAGCGGAGGGAAACUAAGGCUACCAAUGAUGUAAGCUUUCCUGAGGCUCAAAUGAAAGAAAAUAUCCAUUUUGUAGAUGCAUCUGGACUGCUGAUGCCCACCAAGAACAAUCGUACUAAAGUUUCAGGCAGAAAUACUACACUUGAAAGGAAGUUUGCAAGUCAUCCUGAUGUGCUGGAUAAAAAAGGGAAAAAUAAGGAAGAGCUUAUAAUCAGUGCAUGGAAAAGAGAAGCUUUGAGCCACCGAAGAUGGAGGACAAUGCAUCCAAUUACUUCAGGCAAUUCAGAUAAUAAUGGCAACUUGAGCAACCGAUUGCUCUCAAAUGAUGUUAAGACAACAGCUAAUUUGCAACGCACAAAGCAAGGAAGGAUCAAAGAUAUCGUAAGAAGUCUUCCCGAAAUCCUAGAUGCAGCAAAGAGGGGAAAAAGAACAGUUUUUACACGGUUACCUUCCCGAAGUGGUCAAAUCCCAUCUAAUCCUCCAAAGUUGUCACCAAUGUCUUCUCUGCAAAAAGGGGCAUCAGUAAAUUUUGCUGCAUGUAGACCUGAUUUAGGAAAGGAUUCCAAGAAAUGUUCGACCAAUAAUUGUUCCACUGUUGUGAUGAAGCACAGAGUACCUCUUAAAGAAGUGGCAGUACCCAAGUUGAACCCAGAAUCUGUAUCUAAUUUCAAGGAUAUUGAAGGGAGAUCUCUUAACAUUCAACACUCUGAUGUAGCAUGUAAUGCACCAUUAAAAGAAAUAAAUACAGGGGUGCCUUUCUGCAUGGCUUAUGACGCUCUGAGAAGACCAUGCAAGAACAGCAUUUCAAAAUCAUCUAGUGCUAGAGAGCUCAUCAGGCUAGAAGCUACUGAACCAGCAUCCACCUGGAUAUUGAAAGAUUCACGAAAAAGAAAGGACAUGGCCAGUGUUCAUGUUCUGUUCAGCCAAAAUUUGGAUGAAGAUAUAAUCAAGCAGCAAAAAAAAAUCAUGAUGCGCUUUAGAAUUCCAGUUGCAUCAUCAAUUUCAGAUGCAACACACUUUGUCACAGAUAAGUUUGCACGAACAAGGAAUAUGUUAGAAGCAAUGGCUAUGGGUAAACCGAUAGUGACAAAUGCAUGGCUUGAAAGCUGUGGACAGGCUAGCUGCUAUAUUGAUGAAAAAAAUUACAUACUGAGGGAUCUAAAGAAGGAAAAGGAGAUUGGCUUCAGCAUGCCUGUUUCAUUGAAUCGUGCACGCCACUGUCCGCUGUUGCAGGGUAUGGGUGUGUUAAUCACGCCAAAGGUAAAACCUGAUCGAGCGCUAAUAGCUAGUUUGGUCAAGGCAGCACAUGGUCAGCCAUUGGAACAAAUUGGAAGUCAUGAAAUGAAGGAGAACAAAGUACCAGAUGACCUUAUUAUUAUUUCAUGCGAAGAAGAUUAUGAAAUUUGCAUUCCCUUCCUUGAAAAAGGAGGAGAUGUUUUCAGUUCAGAACUUCUACUGAGUGGUAUUGUUAUUCAGAAAUUGGAGUUUGAAAGACAUCGCCUUUUUCUGGAUCAUGCUAAGUGAACCUUAUUAACAGUAUGGUUAAAAAGCAAGAUGAGAUUGUUACCAAGAAAAAAACAAGAUGAGAUAAUCACAUCCUCACUUUCUUCCUGCAAUGAAAUGCAUGUAGCUUUUGUAAUGCCCUUCGAAUUUCUCCAUACCUUUCGAUUGCCAAUAGACAUGAUCUGCAGAUGUGUUUACGCAAAUGAGUAGUUAUCUCUUGGUUUCCUCUACUCCCUGAUGAUGUCAUGUGGUGAUUAAGUUACUAUCUCCCCUCUCCCCCAUAGGUUUAUUAUAUUAGCAUCAAUCUGGUAUGUAAUUCCAUCAGGUGCCGGGUGGUUCUCAUUACAGUUGGUUAGAAGUUACAAGGGCAGCUCAUUUCCAAAUCUAAAUAAAUCCCUUCAACCAAGAUGCAGAUCAGGGAAAGGUCAUCUAUGAUUGGUUUGCUAAAUGGUGGUUAACGAAUUUUUUUUUGAUCGGUACCAUUGGCACCCCCCUA